Molecule: messenger RNA, 1945 nt
Organism: Nelumbo nucifera (sacred lotus)
Lineage: Eukaryota; Viridiplantae; Streptophyta; Magnoliopsida; Proteales; Nelumbonaceae
Product: SKP1-like protein 21
Biological process (GO): ubiquitin-dependent protein catabolic process
Source: RefSeq, a predicted model, not a curated record
GGUACGUUUCCCGGAUGUUCACGUGUGCAGGAUAGUGACGCUGCAGCCCCAUCCCCCACCCCAAAUCCAAAGUGGUCGAGACUUUGAGAUUUCUCUGAAACCCUAAAAACGAUGCUUGUCCCCCAUCACCUUUUAUCUGCCUCUGUCUAUUGUUAUCCGUUUUUUUUUUGUUCCUCUCUCAACCGCCAAAUUCCUGUGAAUUCAAAGCUCCCUCCAGUCUCCUAUCGCCUUCUAUUUCAUCUGCCACCCGCAUUUCCCUUUCCUCCAUCGGCUACUCGAGGCUUCAUUUUGUUUCACAAGACUGACAGGAUUUGAAGAAGCUCUCCAGAGAAGAAAUGCUGAUAUUCACUUAUAUAAUUCUGGGAAAUGUGCCAUUUCGGUUAGCAUUGCAGCAGUGUCUAUAUCCGCUAAAUAAUCACGACUUUUUGAAGAGUGAGAAGAUUACAUUUGCUUUGAUACAUUCAGAUCUGUAGGUCUCAGGUGCUAGAUUGUACUUGUUCUGGAGCUCUUUAGUUAUUAUUUUCUCAGACUUGGAGGUUAUCAUCAAAUGUCAGAAAGUGAAAUGGCGAUAAUCAAACCUGAGGUCAUGAAGUCUUACAUCUGGCUCCAAACUGCUGAUGGCUCAAUACAACAAGUAGAAGAAGAGGUUGCUAUGUUUUGCCCCAUGAUUUGUCGAGAAAUCAUUCAGACAGGCAUGGGAUCUUCUAAGAACUAUGCCAUUUCACUUCCACAAAGAGUCAAUCCAUCAAUUUUGAGCUUAAUACUUGAUUAUUGCCGGUUUCAUCAAGUACCGGGUCGCUCUAAUAAGGAACGGAAAUCUUUUGAUGAGAAGUUCAUUCGGAUAGAUACAAAGCGGUUAUGUGAAUUGACGUCUGCUGCUGACAGCCUCCAAUUGAAGCCUUUGGUUGAUCUUACCAGUCGUGCACUCGCGCGAAUGAUUGAAGGAAAAACUCCUGAGGAGAUACGAGAGACGUUCCAUUUACCUGAUGAUCUUACUGAGGAGGAGAAAUUAGAGCCUUUGAGAAACACUGCUGAUGAUCCAAGGAUCCGGCUAUUGAAUCGGCUUUAUGCACGAAAAAGGAAAGAACUAAAAGAGAGGGAGAAGUUAAAGAAUGUCGAGGUUGAAGAGGAACAUGUUGAUGAACGCUCAGUUGAUGACCUUCUAUCAUUUAUUAAUGGAGGAGAUGGAGAUUCAAAGGUACCUAAGACUUCUAAACACAAAAAGAAGAAUCGGAGAAGAAAAGAUCAAGCAAAGGAUGUCUCAUCAGACAAUGUAAGCAAAAACCAUAAGAAGGAUCCAGCUGAUCUAUCUUCUGUUGAGCCGAGCCCCAGUAAAACAUCAAAAAUACAAGAGGCUGCAGUUGAUAGCCUUGCUGCUAAAGUUGAAUUUGAUGAUGGUGACAUUGAUGAUGAGCUUGAUCCUGCAAUGAAAGAAGAACUUGAUAGGGAGGUAGAAGAUUUUGCCAGGAGAUUAAAUUCAGACUGGCCUGAGAGGAUGCAGGAGAUUUUAUCAUCGGGGCAAGAAAGAAGGCAUGCUCCCAUUUCUAUGAAUGGGAAUGGUUCUUUAAGGAGAUACACUGGGUUGGAGCGGAGAUGAACUUGCAAUGGCCUACUUACAAGGUAUCGCUGUUGAUGGCUACCAAGGGGGAGGCAAGGCUGUUGGCAUGAAUCCAAAUGUAAGAUAAUGUCUUCUAUUCUUUCGAUGGAUUGGAAUUCAAUUCACAGAGCGUCAUGUGUGCUCAGGAAGGAAUAAAAUGAGGAAAAGAGAGGAAGUUCUCGUGUUCAAAUCUUAAUUCUGCCAAGUCUUUGAUCUUAUGUUGUGUCAAUCGGGAAACUUAAGCCAUUAUACUGGCGUUGCCCAUGUAAUUUUGCUUGUGAAAUCGGAAUGCUUCCGCAGCUGUGUAACAAUCUGUCAUUUUUUGGAGUAAAUACCAAUUUUUGUUUA